This is a messenger RNA of Scylla paramamosain (green mud crab), 3377 nucleotides long. RefSeq names its product delta-1-pyrroline-5-carboxylate dehydrogenase, mitochondrial-like (gene P5CDh1). Gene Ontology annotation, cellular component: mitochondrial matrix. The transcript has 11 exons. The record is from RefSeq and is a predicted model, not a curated record. Lineage: Eukaryota; Metazoa; Arthropoda; Malacostraca; Decapoda; Portunidae. Gene Ontology annotation, molecular function: L-glutamate gamma-semialdehyde dehydrogenase (NAD+) activity. The coding region runs from base 7 to 1749 and encodes 580 amino acids.
UGGAAAAUGUAUCAGUUGGCCAUCAGCUGUGCGAGAGGGAGGAUGUUGUCACCCCUGAGGAACACGCUUAUUUCCACCCUUAGACGGUUACCAGUCAGGAGUGCAUCAACCACCAUUAUACAAGAUGAGCGCAUUAAUGAUUUCACUGUGGAGAAUGAACCGCUGCUGGGCUACCUCCCUGGCAGCCCCGAGCGAGAAGAGCUACAGAAGGCCAUCUCAAAAUACGAGGGGACCCAAACUGAUGUCCCCAUUAUGAUAGGCGACCAGGAGCACCGAACUGACCUUGUGCGCCAUCAGGUCAUGCCACACUGCCACUCACACAGCAUUGCACAAUUUUACUACGCCACACCAGAGUUGGUGCAGAAGGCCAUCGAUGUGGCAGUGGCGGCCAGACCAGCUUGGGAACGCGUGCCUCUCUCUCAGAAAUUUGACAUCUGGCUUAAGGCCGCAGACUUGAUGGCCGGGAAGUACAGACAAGCCCUGAACGCCACCACCAUGCUGGGCCAGAGUAAGACAGUGAUACAAGCAGAAAUUGACUCGGCAGCAGAACUCGUCGACUUUCUUCGCUUCAAUGCUCUGUAUGCCAAGGAGGGGAUGAAGUGGCAGCCCCGGAGCCCCGAGCCAGCAGCCACCGUCAACAAGCUACGGCUGCGAGGCAUGGAGGGCUUUGUCGCGGCUGUUUCCCCGUUUAACUUCACAGCCAUUGGGGGAAACCUGGCGUACACUCCUGCGAUGAUGGGCAAUGCAGUGCUGUGGAAGCCAUCAGACACAGCGGUACUCAGUAAUUACGUCAUUUAUCAAAUCAUGAGGGAGGCAGGUGUUCCGGGAGAGGCCGUCAGCUUCUUACCUGCAGACGGUCCAGUGUUUGGGGACGCUAUCACAGCCUCACCACACCUCGCUGCUAUCAACUUCACCGGCUCUGUCCCAACAUUCCAGCGUCUGUGGGGACAAGUCGGAAACAACCUUGCCAAGUACCGCAGUUUCCCCAAGCUGGUCGGGGAGUGUGGGGGUAAGAACUACCACCUCAUCCACCCUUCUGCUGACCCAGAGUCCGCCGCCAAUGGCACCGUGCGCUCCGCCUUCGAGUACUGCGGCCAGAAGUGCUCUGCCUGCUCCAGGGCUUAUGUUCCUGAGUCACUGUGGCCUGAGAUCAAGGAGCGCAUGGUAACCACACUGAAGACACUGAAGACAGGCGACCCACGACAGUUCGACUCGUUCAUGGGUGCUGUGAUUGAUGCUACAGCCUUCAAGAGGAUCAGCGGUUAUGUGCAGCACGCCAAGACCUCGCCCAACCUGACCAUACUGGCUGGCGGGAAGUGUGACGACAGCGUGGGUUACUUUGUGGAGCCGACAGUGGUGGUGACAACAGACCCCCACGACCGCAUUAUGAGAGAGGAAAUCUUCGGACCGGUUCUCUCUGUCUAUGUGUAUCCUGACGCUGCUGUGGACGACAUGAUUGGCCUGGCUAACGACUCGACGCCCUACGCCCUCACUGGUGCCAUCUUUGCUAGUGACAGAGCGUGGCUGGCCAAGGCUGCCGACGCGCUCAAGGAUUCUGCUGGUAACUUCUACAUCAAUGACAAGUCGACUGGUUCGGUGGUGGCCCAGCAGCCCUUCGGUGGAGCCAGGAUGUCGGGAACCAAUGACAAGGCAGGAGGAGUCCACUACGCCCUGAAGUGGACCUCACCCCAGGCUGUGAAGGAGACAAUGGUGCCCCUGAAGGAUGUCAAAUACCCCUACAUGGGUUAAGCCGCCCCUGGGAGUGACUGGUGGUGGAGGUGAUUGGUGACUUUGGGGGUGAUGGUGGUGGUGGUGGUGGUGAUGAUGUAUGUGUUGUUUCUUGGUGGUGGUGUGUGUGUGUGUGUGUGUGUGUGUGUGUGUGUGUGUGUGUGUGUGUUUGAACGUAAUGGGUUUUAAGGUUAUCACUUUUUUCAUAUUUUUUAAUCUUUUUUUUUUAUGUUUAGUCGUACACCCCAUACAAGACACUGUUUGACUACCUACACCACUUCAAUGACUACCUACACCACUACAGUGACUGCCCUCACCACUACAGUACGUAAAUAUUGCAACACACAGCCAAUCAGUUACGCAGUCGAGGCACAGUUACUUGUAAUAUCACACGACGCGCAUCACAGCCACGCCACAGCUUGACGAUAUCUGUCAUGCGACGCAGAAACUGUAAACGUAAACUUUGAGGGAUAAACUUUGAGCGAUAAACUCCGAACGAUAAACUCUGAACGAUAAACUCCAAGACAAACUUAGAAGCGCAAACUCGCGUAAAAUUCGAGGCGUAAACUCUGACACAAGACACUUUCCGGAGACACUACACAUUCCUGGAUUAGCGUAACACUCACCGCCAGCCACCGCCUUGCAUAUGACACCCCCUUGCAUGACAGACAGUGGGCGGCUUGACAGUACAUGGCCGUGGGGUGGUGGCUGUGAGUGCCUAUCAUUGGUGGAGCUUGGAAGUGUACCAGCACAAGAAUUGAUGCCAGAAGUGAGGUUAUAUAAACUCACACGGCAGCAUUUACGAGACAGCAGUUAUAGAAGCUGUAGUAUGGUUCUGAACGUUUGCAGCACAGCAUUUAUUAAGGGUAUAGAAGGUGCAGCAGCUUGAAUUAUGUUGCAGGCUUCCCAUACACCAUUUUAUAAAGACUAGAAGGUGAAGCAGCUUGAAUUAUGUUGCAGGCUUCCCACGCACCAUUGUAUAAAGACUCAGAUAAUCUCACACGUCAGGUGAUGAUGUAAACUUACACUGCAAUACUUAAAGCAGAAGACAAGUCAGCAUUUUAUAAUGACUCAUGAUUCCGCAAGUCAGAUGAUGAUGCAAACUCACACUGCAACACUUAAGGCAGAAGAUACACAAGUCAUAUUAUGUUACAAAGCUUCUAGUGCAGAGUUUUAAUAAGACAAGGUACCACAGCUUAAAUUAUGUUAAAGGCAUCCAACACAGCAUUAUAUUGAGACUAAGAAGGAACCACAAGUCAGAUAACACUGUAAACCCACACUGCAACACUUAAAUACACAACCCUCACUACAUUACAACCUUACAACACAACUUUUCAUUAAGACUAAGAUCCCACAAGUCAAAUAACACUGUAAACUCACACUGCAACACUUAAACAGAAAACACAAGUCACUUUACACCCUUAACCUCCAACACAGCAUUUCACUGACACAGGAGGAGCCACACAGGUCAGACUGCACACCCAAUAUACACCACAGCAUUCUAUUUAGACCAGGAGGCCACAGCAAAGGCCCUAUCACCACAGCAGAGCUCAGAAAACACUGCUUGGUUUUUUUUAAGGUAAUUUUACGGUCAAGGUUGCAAUAUAACGAAUCAAAAUGUAUAAAUGAAUGAAUCGAGGACUAUUUUA